Alosa sapidissima (American shad) is the source of this 1367-nucleotide messenger RNA. It is a transcript of the gene ncf4, whose product is annotated as neutrophil cytosolic factor 4. The record is from RefSeq and is a predicted model, not a curated record. Gene Ontology annotation, biological process: respiratory burst; superoxide anion generation; phagocytosis. Lineage: Eukaryota; Metazoa; Chordata; Actinopteri; Clupeiformes; Clupeidae. The coding region runs from base 131 to 1186 and encodes 351 amino acids. Gene Ontology annotation, cellular component: NADPH oxidase complex. The transcript has 10 exons. Gene Ontology annotation, molecular function: protein binding; superoxide-generating NADPH oxidase activator activity; phosphatidylinositol binding.
AGAGCGACAUCUGUGUCAUUGGUUCAGCACCCAAACGGACCUUGUUCCGCACAGCCUUGAUUUUGUACCUUAACCUCAGCGUAGAAAUCAAACCUUUACCUCAGCGUAGAAACCAAACCCCCCGACCAUCAUGGCGCUUCCGCGGCAACUACGAGAUGAAAGUGACUUUGAUCAGCUUCCAGAUAACAUACCCAUCAGUGCUACCAUAGCAGACAUUGUGGAGAAGAAGGGGUUCAUUGUCUACUAUCAAUUUGUGAUAGAGGUGAAGACUAAGGGAGGUAGCAAGUACCUGAUUUACAGACGCUACCGCCAGUUCUUCACCCUACAUCAAAGUAUGGAGGUCAAGCUCGGAGCUCAAUCAGGCUCAUGCACUCUCCCCACCCUGCCAGGGAAGGUAUUCAUGGGAAAUAAGCAGGAGAUAGCCGAGAAAAGAAUCCCAGAGCUCAACACUUACAUGAAGAGAUUACUCGGUUUGCCCACAUGGGUUCUGCUGGAUGAUCUGAUCAGAAUGUUCUUCUACCAGACGGACUCUGACAGCCAGCAGGUCCCACGGGCCCUGCGUCGCCUCAGACCCCCCACACGCCGCGUGAAAACCAUCAAGCCCAAAACUGAUCUGCUCUCCUCCCCCAGGGCUGAGGCGAUGUUUGACUUCAGCGGGAGCGGGAAGCUGGAGUUGAGCCUUAAGGCCGGUGAGGUGAUCUUCCUGCUCAGGAGAGUCAACGCCGACUGGCUGGAGGGGACAGUGAGGGAUAGGACAGGGAUUUUCCCAGAAUCCUUUGUGAAGAUCAUCAAGCCGCUGCCGGGGAGCGAGUCUGAUGAUGAGGGGGCAGACGUGGGCUCCAAGGCCCCCGGGGUCAGCGCCUACAGCUGCCUGCGCUGCUACCUGCUCCAGCCCCAGGGCAUCGACACCAGGGACCUGUGUGUGGAGGAGGACCUCUCUACACAGCCCACCUACAUGGAGCUGCUGUCACGGAUGAGGGACGUGUUCCAGGUCCAGGACAUCGCUCUGAACUACCGCGACCCUGAGGGGGACCUGGUGCGCAUCCUGGACGAUGAGGAUGUGACACUCAUGGUGUGGGAGAGCAAAACUCACAAGUCAAAGGUCAAGCGGCCGGUCAACCAGUACCCCUGGGAGCUGCACGUUACACUCUCCUCUGACCUUACUGUUUACAACACAGAGUUCUAGGCUCACGUGUCUGUGUGUGUGUGUGUAAAUGUAAGUGCAAACAUGUUCAUCUCUUUUCAUGGGCACCAUGUUUUUUUUAUUGUAUAAGGUAUGUUAUGUAAAGGAACAAACUUCUACUUGUAGCUGUAAUGUUGCCUUCUUGACUCUUCAAGCAGUAUUCAAAUAAACAUCUACCACUGAA